AUGGACUCAGAUGUGCUCUUACCUGUAAUGGCCACUGUCCCCGCAACCUCUUCUUUGGAGAAUAUUAGCAAGGCGUCCUGUUCCUCGUCAAGGUCUGCUCCUCUCCAUCCGCACUCCCAGGCGGCAUCCAUGCUCAUCAUGCUGAUUGUCACGGUCAUCAUCCUCAUGACGGUUGUGGGGAAUGUGCUGGUUGUGGUGGCUGUGUUUACCAGCCGUGCCUUGCGGGCACCUCAAAAUCUUUUUCUGGUGUCUCUGGCUUCAGCGGACAUACUGGUGGCGACGCUGGUCAUCCCCUUCUCCUUGGCCAAUGAGGUGAUGGGCUACUGGUAUUUUGGUUCCACCUGGUGCUCUUUCUAUUUGGCUCUGGAUGUUUUAUUUUGCACUUCAUCCAUUGUCCAUCUUUGCGCGAUCAGCCUCGACCGCUACUGGUCUGUCACAAAUGCCGUUAGAUACAACCGCAAACGGACACCCAAACGGAUUAAAGUGAUGAUCAGUGUUGUGUGGCUGAUCUCUAUUGUCAUCUCUUCACCACCUCUUCUCAUGAUGCACACAGAGCAGAGUUGCGACUUAAUGGAUGAGAACAAAGACCCCCAGAAGCAGGAGUGUCUACUCAACAACCAGACGUGGUACAUCCUCUCUUCCUGCCUUGUGUCCUUCUUUGCACCAGGGGUCAUCAUGAUACUAGUCUACUGUAAGAUAUACCGUGUUGCCAAACAACGAGCCACCGUGUUUGUGGCUAAGAAUGUGUUGGAGCCGCAGCCAUCCCAAUCUGAGACCUGUUUCGGUGGUGCCCAUAGGACCACCCAAGGCGGUAAAGCUAAAUGCAGAAAAUCCCAGCACGAGCUGGAUAACCCAACAACUGAGAAAAGACACAGCUCUUCCAACAUAGAGAGCAACAGCAGCAGCCACAAGAGAGGAGAGUUGGACAGUAUUAACUUAGAGGAGAGGACCCGGGAAGAUGACAUAAAAACAUUGUCCUCGUUUUCUGCUUCACUCCGCUUCUCCAGGAGAGCUGGUGGGAAGGGGAAAACAGGGGCGAGAAAGGGCACUGAGGGACCAGCAAGCAGAUUGAAGCCUUCUCCUCCAUCUUGUGCUUCCAUUUCGUGGGUAUCAACCGAUCACUGCUCCCAUCAUUUUCUCCUCCCUUCUCCUGUGACGCUCCGAAGCAGACAGAUGUCUUUGUCCAAAAACAAAGUGGCACAAAUGAGGGAGAAGCGAUUCACGUUUGUUCUGGCAGUGGUGAUGGGAGUGUUUGUCCUCUGCUGGUUUCCAUUCUUCUUUACUUACAGUCUCCAAGCACUCUGUAGAGAGAAAUGCAUGAUUCCUGAUGCUCUCUUCAACCUCUUUUUCUGGAUUGGCUACUGCAACAGUUGCCUGAACCCAAUCAUUUACACUAUUUUUAACCGAGACUUCAGGAGGUCCUUUAAGAAGAUUAUAUUCCAGACUCAUACACGAACGUAA
Phycodurus eques (leafy seadragon) is the source of this 1461-nucleotide messenger RNA. Its product is annotated as alpha-2Db adrenergic receptor-like. The coding region runs from base 1 to 1461 and encodes 486 amino acids. The record is from RefSeq and is a predicted model, not a curated record. NCBI's taxonomy places the organism in Eukaryota, Metazoa, Chordata, Actinopteri, Syngnathiformes, Syngnathidae. Gene Ontology annotation, molecular function: alpha2-adrenergic receptor activity. Gene Ontology annotation, biological process: regulation of smooth muscle contraction; adenylate cyclase-activating adrenergic receptor signaling pathway; platelet activation. Gene Ontology annotation, cellular component: membrane. The transcript has 2 exons.